Molecule: messenger RNA, 1611 nt
Organism: Rubroshorea leprosula
Lineage: Eukaryota; Viridiplantae; Streptophyta; Magnoliopsida; Malvales; Dipterocarpaceae
Source: the annotation of a GenBank genome assembly
UUACCUUGUUGAAUUUAUAGCGAAGCGUUGUCAAAAUUGUGCCAAAGCAAUUCGACAUCCGAGCUACAAUACACUGGGUUCGAGCUCUAAAUGUUAGAAUCAAGUUUCUAUCUGCUCCAAAUCCUUAAGUGUUGUAGCUCAGCUUUCAGAGAUCCAGUAAGUAUUGACGGAGGGGAAAAGGUGCGACAAAUAGAGGAAGGGCUGGAUGAGGCUGAGGUGGAGAGCUCAAGAAGUGGAGGAAGUGGGGAAGGCAGUGAGGGGGUAGAGGUUUCUUCUAAUAUUUUGGAAGUGGAUGACAAUAGCUUGAAGUGCUAUGACAAGGGAGAGGAGAUAAUGUCCGAAGUGACGAGGUACGAGGCCUUUUGGAAGAGUAGGAAAGACCUAUCACACUUGGUAGAUAAUUAUGGAAUUUCCUCACACAUCUUGCUAAGGCUAGCUGGGGUUGAGGAGAGAGCUUGCUCAGUUCUGUGUGACCAUUGGAUGCCCAUGUAUGGAGACUAUCUGGGGGCAAGGUUGAGGUUCCCCAUUCUUGAGCUGCUAGGGAGGAUGAACGCAGAGGUUGAAGCUCUGUUUAAAUGGGGGUUGAAGAAAGCUAACUUGAAUAAGUACAAGUUAGGGGAGGGGGAACAAGAAGAGGUGAAGAGGUUGGUGAGGGUGGGGGGCGAGGUGUUAGAUGUGAUGCAUUUAACAAGCUCGAAGAUGAUAGAGGCUGUCGAGCUAUAUGGGAGAAGCUCCCUUAGUGAAGGAGACAAAUCGUAUGCUUGCUGGUGCUGGGGGAAUUCUUCCUUAGAAGAAGUUAUAGACCCCCGUGGCCAGUUGCUGAACCUACAAGGGAACAAGAGGGAACGACUGGACAGAAAAGGAAGUGGGUGGAGUAGCAACAACAGCAAGAGCAAGGCAAGAAUGGCGGCCAAGCACUUCAUCAAUUCCACCUUUCUUGAGGUGGACUUGCAUGGUGGGGUUGAGGUCAUGCGCCACACCCUUGAGUUGAGAGAGGAGUUAGCAUCAAUGAAGAAAGCUGUCAAGCUUGCCAAGAAGAAAAAGAAGAUAUGCAAGGAUGAGCUCUACAAGAGGGACAAAGUGUUGGAAGAGAUAGUUGACCUCUAUAGGCUUGCCACCAUGGUUUUGGCUUUUAUUGACUGCAAGAAGAAGGUAAAAGCCCAGUAUUUGGAGGUAGAUGUGACAUCAAUCACAUUCGAGCCUCAAGAGGGGGGAGUGGAGGAGGACGGAGAGAGUAAAACUGCUAACUUUCGUCUGAAGGUAAAACUAAAGUGGAAUCGAGAUGAAAGUGGGCGGAUUGUCUCUCCUCUAGAGUUAGAGUAUGAGUUUAUAGCUAAGGACGAUGAGGCUAAGGUUGUUGGUGAUCUAGAGGUUGUGGACAAUGUCCAAAAUCAAGAAGUGGACCAAGAGCACCAAAUCAUAGAUUGACUUCUGCAGCUCAUCUUUGUAAUUUAGCUCACCUUAGAAAAUCCUUUGUUUUUGGUUGUAUUUUGAGAACAGUAUUUUUACAUGAUAGUUGUAUAACAAUAUAUUCGUUUAUUAGGAAUAGAUUUUGAAUAUUUAGGUUGGACUGUUAACCUUGGUUUUGGAAAUUAAAGUGUGACUUAAUCU